Molecule: messenger RNA, 945 nt
Organism: Sorex fumeus (smoky shrew)
Lineage: Eukaryota; Metazoa; Chordata; Mammalia; Eulipotyphla; Soricidae
Product: olfactory receptor 4C5-like
Exons: 1
Coding region: 7-945 (312 amino acids)
Biological process (GO): G protein-coupled receptor signaling pathway
Cellular component (GO): membrane
Molecular function (GO): olfactory receptor activity; G protein-coupled receptor activity
Source: RefSeq, a predicted model, not a curated record
GAGCAAAUGAACAACGUGACCGAAUUCAUCCUGCUUGGUCUGACACAGAACCCACGUGUACAGGAGCUUCUGUUUGCAGUGUUCACCAUCGUCUACCUUCUCACUGUGGCAGGCAACCUGCUCAUUGUGGUGACCAUCACCACCAGCCCCGCCCUGGGAUCCCCCAUGUAUUUUUUCCUGUGUUUCUUGUCCUUCAUAGAUGGCUGCUGCUCUUCUACCAUGGCCCCCAAAAUGAUAUUGGACUUACUCACCAAAAAGAAAACUAUUUCCUUUGGUGGGUGCAUGACUCAGCUCUUUGCAGAGCACUUUUUUGGAGGAGUUGAAAUCAUCCUGCUCACCGUGAUGGCCUAUGACCGCUACGUGGCCAUCUGCAAGCCCCUGCAUUACAUGAUCAUAAUGAACAGGCGGGUAUGUGGCCUUCUUGUGGUCCUGGCCUGGGCUGGGGGAUUUCUUCACGCUCUCAUUCAAAUUCUCUUUAUACUCUGGUUGCCCUUCUGUGGUCCCAAUGUCAUCGACCACUUCAUCUGUGACCUUUUCCCUCUGCUACAACUGUCCUGCACUGACACUCACAUCUUUGGACUUUUUGUUGCUGCCAACAGUGGGCUGAUGUGUAUGCUGAUUUUUUCAAUUCUCAUUGCAUCUUAUAUCCUCAUCCUGUGCUCCCUAAAAAACCAAAGCACUGAAGGGCAGUGGAAGGCUCUCUCUACCUGUGCCUCUCAUGUCACUGUCGUUGUCCUAUUCUUUGUGCCUUGUAUAUUUGUGUACCUUCGGCCUAUGAUCACCUUCCCCAUUGAUAAAGCAGUAGCUGUAUUUUAUACGAUGAUAACCCCCAUGCUAAACCCAUUAAUCUAUACCCUCAGAAACUCAGAGGUGAAAAAUGCCAUGAGAAAGCUUUGGAGUCAAAGAGUAAUCUUGGAUAAUAAUUCAUGUGCAUAUAGAAGAUAA